Messenger RNA from Hippocampus zosterae (dwarf seahorse), 1239 nucleotides. It is a transcript of the gene cnmd, whose product is annotated as chondromodulin. The transcript has 7 exons. Bases 56 to 1069 code for a protein of 337 amino acids. Gene Ontology annotation, biological process: negative regulation of endothelial cell proliferation; negative regulation of angiogenesis. NCBI's taxonomy places the organism in Eukaryota, Metazoa, Chordata, Actinopteri, Syngnathiformes, Syngnathidae. The record is from RefSeq and is a predicted model, not a curated record.
GAGUCUCCAAAGAGAAGCAGCAGAGUUUUCAGGGCAGACGAGUAGCAGGGCGACAAUGGAAGGACACCAAAAAACUCAACAAAGUGAUGGUUUUGGGCCGUUCGCACACCGGGUCAAAACUCCCUCAGGGACCGGUCGGCUGCUGAGAUAUGGAGCUGUAGCUCUUUCCGUCGGUGCCGUGUUGAUGCUCUGCGCCUCCAUGACCGCCCUCCUUCUGAGGAAGGAUAACGAGAGGAAUGUGUACAGCGCUCAUUACAGCAUGAACAUUAACGGUGAGGUGAGGGAGGGCUCCGUGGAAAUCGAUUCUGCCGACAACGUGGAGAGGUUCAAAACGGGCAGUGGAGAUGAGGAGGUCGUGGAGAUACGGGACUUUCAAAGUGGAAUAACCGCAAUCCGAUUCUUCGGGGGAGACAAAUGUUACAUAAAAUCCCAAAUCAAAGGCAACCUUCCUCGCCUGGGAGCUCACAACAAAGACUCACUGAUGUCUGACCCGACUGAUGAAGAAAUGCCAGUGAGGUUUGAUGCAGAGUUGCUCAUCUGGGUUUCUUCAGAGCAGCCGCUGAAGGACAUCGCUUUCUUGAGCACCAAGAUUCUGGCUCUGUGCGGAGAGCUACCUAUUUACUGGCUCCAACCACUUAGUCCCAAAGAUGGGGUGAGGAGGAAGAGGAGGAGGAGGGACUCACAGCGGGCCAAGCGGCAGUCCCGUGAGGAGUUGGUGGAGGUGACGGGAAAGGAGGACUCCUCCAGAAUGGGGGAACAUGGAGGAGAGGAGGGGCUUCAGUCGGAUGUGGGAUCAGGAUUCAACCCUGAUAAUCCGUAUCAUCGCGGCGAAGACACCGGGACGGUGGCUGGUGCCGGCGAGGGAGGCGCCAUGACCUUUGACUCCAUGCUGGACCACCAGGGCAUCUGCUGCGCCGAAUGCCAACGCGGCUACACACACUGUCAAAGAAUAUGCGAGCCUCUACGCGGCCACUGGCCCUGGCCAUACAACUACCGAGGAUGCCGGGUAGCUUGCAGAGUCAUUAUGCCCUGUCGUUGGUGGAUGGCACGCAUCUUAGGCAUCGUGUAGGCACGCACGCAAUGCACCCAAGACCCAAAAGGUCUCUAAACUUUGUGCAUGUGUGCAGCUACAUUUUCUUUUUCAGUUAGACUCGCAGAGAACUUCUUGCAAGCGGGACAUGCAAACAACGUGAAUGCUGAGAAACAAUUUGUAUCUUAGUGAAUAAAGAAUAAACACUU